This is a messenger RNA of Daktulosphaira vitifoliae (grape phylloxera), 968 nucleotides long. RefSeq names its product peroxiredoxin 1. Lineage: Eukaryota; Metazoa; Arthropoda; Insecta; Hemiptera; Phylloxeridae. The record is from RefSeq and is a predicted model, not a curated record. Gene Ontology annotation, biological process: cell redox homeostasis; cellular response to stress; response to oxidative stress. Gene Ontology annotation, molecular function: thioredoxin peroxidase activity. Gene Ontology annotation, cellular component: cytosol. The transcript is spliced from 4 exons. The coding region runs from base 164 to 745 and encodes 193 amino acids.
GAAAUUCAAGGUCGAUCAAGGAGUUAUCGAGCCGGUUCUCCCAUUACGACUUGAAAUUACACAAAAGCAGUCAUUUCACAUUCUCCUAUCUUGCCGGUUCGAGUGUAGCUCCGACCAACGUCAAAUUUUUUUUAAGAAUUAAAGAAUAUAAUCUACAGUAAAAAUGGUUUUAGCUCUUGAAAAGCCUGCUCCCAAAUUUAGUGGAACUGCUGUUGUCAAUGGACAAUUCAAAGAUAUAUCUUUGGAGUCUUACAAAGGAAAAUAUGUUGUUUUGUUUUUCUAUCCAUUAGAUUUUACAUUUGUGUGUCCAACUGAGAUUAUUGCUUUCUCCGAUCGCGCUGAUGAAUUCAAUGCAAUAAAUUGUCAAGUAAUUGCAGCUUCAUGUGAUAGUCAAUUCAGUCAUUUGGCUUGGGUUAAUACUCCACGUAAUGAAGGUGGUCUUGGUAAAAUGCAAAUUCCAAUUCUUGCUGAUAAAUCUGGUGCUAUUGCCAGAGAAUUUGGAAUUUAUAAUGAAAUCACAGGAAUUCCCUAUCGUGGUUUAUUCAUUAUUGAUGACAAAGGAAAUUUACGUCAAAUCACAGUUAAUGACUUACCAGUUGGUAGGUCAGUAGAUGAAACCCUCAGACUGGUUCAGGCUUUUCAAUUUACAGAUAAAAAUGGAGAAGUAUGUCCUGCUAAUUGGAGACCUGGUAGCAAAACAAUCAAUCCUGCUAAAUCUCAAGAGUAUUUCAAAACUGUUCAAUAAUUCAAUUGUGUGAAUUUUACAUUGCUAUUUCCUUAGGAUCUAGGAAUUUUUCAAUACUAUUUUUAUGUUGCUUUGUACUUGGUCUGGUUUAAUAAAUACUAUUUUAGCAAUAAGGUACUAUUAAAAGGUUUUUUAAUUUUAUGUAAUCAAAUUUUAUAAUUAUCAUAUUAUUUGUUAAAAUGAUUUAUUUAUGGCCAUAAUAAAUUUACUAUAAAAAAUGUUA